Molecule: messenger RNA, 893 nt
Organism: Osmerus eperlanus (European smelt)
Lineage: Eukaryota; Metazoa; Chordata; Actinopteri; Osmeriformes; Osmeridae
Gene: tnnt2d
Product: troponin T2d, cardiac
Exons: 10
Coding region: 16-747 (243 amino acids)
Biological process (GO): sarcomere organization; muscle contraction; regulation of muscle contraction
Cellular component (GO): troponin complex
Molecular function (GO): troponin C binding; troponin I binding; tropomyosin binding
Source: RefSeq, a predicted model, not a curated record
AUGUGAUUUAAACUAAUGUGUCUAUUACUACACUUUCCACCUACAGUACAGGAGGAGGUUACAGAUGAGUCCAAGCCUAAACCAAAGUUUGUGCCAAACAUCCAGGCACCAAAAAUCCCAGAUGGUGAUAAAGUGGACUUUGACGACAUACACAGGAAGCGCCAGGAGAAGGACCUGUCUGAACUGCAGUGUCUGAUCGAGGCCCACUUCCUUCAGAGGAAGAAGGAAGAAGAAGAGCUCAUUUCCCUCGUCAACAGAAUCGAGAAACGUCGUGCGGAGAGAGCAGAGCAGCAGAGGGUCCGUGCAGAGAGAGAGAAGGAGAGGCAGGCCAGGCUCGCAGAAGAGAAAGAGAGGAAGGAGCAAGAGGAACAUCGCAAGAAACAUGAUGACGAUGCCAAGAAGAAGAAGGCUCUUACUAACAUGACUCACCAGUAUGGAGGCAUUCAACAGAAGAGUGAGAACCGGAAGGGAGCCAAGAAACAGACAGAGCGGGAGAAGAAGAAGAAGCUCUUGGCUGAACGCAGGAAACCUCUCAACAUCGAUCAUCUCAACGAGGACAAACUGAAGGAGAAGGCUAGUGAGAUGUGGCAGUGGAUGAUGGAGCUGGAAGCGGAGAAGUUCGACCUUAGCGAGAAACUCAAAAGACAGAAGUAUGAUAUUACUAUGCUUCAGACCAGAGUCAGUGAUCAACAGCAGAAGACUGCCAAGGGUCGCGGAAAGGGCAAGAUGGGAGGGCGGCUGAGGUAAACGAGCUGCCGACUGGGCCGAAGUUGAACCCCGGGAUCGGUCUGCGUAUCUUGUGUGUUUCUAUCUGUUCUGUUCUGUAUGACCAUCUGUCAGACAUAACUGUAUCCAUCUCUGUACCAAAGUAUCAAUAAAUUAAUCACAACAUC